UCCCACUAUUCGUUUUUCAACAUUCGGAAGGUUCGGAAGUCUGCGCGCAAUUUAAGCGGAAAACCAGUGUCCAAUAAGAUAAAUCAACCUGCAGUAAAAACCCGGCAUUUAAAGCGCACUUUGCAAAGUAAUUUUUUCAAAGUCAAAAAGGACUCAAGGCCACGCCCCCGCCCAUACAAAGCAGUGUGUGUGUGUGUGUUUUCCUAGCGCAUCCGUCGUUUUGCUGUAUUUGUGUGUGUAUCCCGACGUCUCUUUUGCUGUCCUUUUUGCGUGGGUGUGCCAAAAAGGAGAAGAGAGAAGGAGAACCAGUGAAAUUCCAGCGCAUCAAAGCAAGUCAAUAAAGGCCGACAACAUGUCAGUUUCCUCGAACGCCUCUUCGGCCUCCAACAAGGACAGCGUGGACAGCCCCAGCAGCACCACCAACACGGACAGCUCCGAGCUGACGCACAUUCUCAAUCGGCGGCAGGAGAUCAUGGACUCGCAGGAGGCGGGCAUCGAGAUCCCACGCACCUUUAAGGUGGUCAACGUCUACACCGAGUUCCACGAGUUCUCCAGGAAGCAGAUCAAGGACUACCAAAAGACCUUCAACACGUACGAUACGGCUCGCGAUGGUUUCUUGGAUCUGCAGGAGCUGAAGUUCAUGAUGGAGAAGCUGGGUGCACCGCAGACCCAUUUGGGACUCAAGCAGAUGAUUGCCGAGGUGGACGAGGAUAACGAUGGCAAGAUCUCGUUCCGGGAGUUCCUGCUGAUCUUUAGGAAGGCCCAGGCCGGUGAACUGGAUUCAGAUUCUGGGCUUAAUCAGCUGGCCCGACUCACCGAAAUCGAUGUGGAGCAGGUGGGCGUGAGCGGAGCCAAGAACUUCUUCGAGGCGAAAAUUGAGCAGCAGUUGCGAACGAAUAAGUUCCACGAUGAGAUCCGGGCAGAGCAGGAGGAUCGCCGGCGCGAGGAGGAGGAGCGGGCCCAGAGGCGCCAGCAGUUCCAGCAGCGGGCGGCGGUCUUCCAGUAGAGGAUUGAUUUACUUCCCCGUAGUCUAGCGCGUAAUUAUCUGGCGUAGGUUAAUCGAAUGUGGCACUGAUCCCGGGAGAAGAGGAUACGCUUCGUACAAGCAGAAGGCAUUUUUCAAGCAUCACAUACAGUAAUAAUAUCCAUAAUAAUCGCCCCAUACAUAUACACUCGAUUUGUUGGUUAAAACAUCAUAGGAAUUGAAUGUUAUCUUUGGACAAUAUAAAGUAAAAAAUUAGUAAUACCUAUAACAUAACUUUAACUUAUUCAUUUAUAACGUUUAAUUCCUAGUAUAUAUUUUUUAUAAUCCACCCAAAUCGAGCCACUCUAGCCCUCACAUAAGCAUACAUGCGUACAUAGAUAACGAUCAUACCAAAAGCGUAUUUAUAGUUAACCUUUAGUUAAGUGAAAAAUAUUUUAGUUUAAGACCUAUUUUAUUGUUUGGUGUUGCGCAAAAUAUCUUUGUUGAACUACGUUUACCCUUGACGGUUGCCCAAAAUUUAUGUUUCUUUACCUUAUUAUGAUUUUGUACUUGUAGUGCCAUUUUUAUUUUCUUCGUUUUAAUUUUGUUAAUAAAAACGGAAAUCAAUAGUUACGUUAAGCAAAUCAAUUCGUGAAAUUCAACCUACUUUGUACAUAAAAAACCUACGUUGGCAGUCAAUCCUAGUUUCAGUUGUACUAAGUUGGAAUACACACAUAUGUGGAAUAUGCAAUUAAGUUUCGAUUACAGUAUUUCAUGUUUAAUGUUAGCAAUUAAAGCAAUACUAAUGCGUUAAUUACGAAUACACAAGAAAAUACACGUACUUUUAGAGAGCGUUUAACACAAACUUAUACUGCAAUUUAAAUAAAUAAAUGUAUAUAAUACAAAAUGA
Drosophila elegans is the source of this 1874-nucleotide messenger RNA. RefSeq names its product EF-hand domain-containing protein D2 homolog (gene Swip-1). The coding region runs from base 353 to 1006 and encodes 217 amino acids. Gene Ontology annotation, molecular function: calcium ion binding. The transcript has 2 exons. NCBI's taxonomy places the organism in Eukaryota, Metazoa, Arthropoda, Insecta, Diptera, Drosophilidae. The record is from RefSeq and is a predicted model, not a curated record.